Messenger RNA from Ornithorhynchus anatinus (platypus), 4099 nucleotides. RefSeq names its product tetraspanin 18 (gene TSPAN18). The coding region runs from base 428 to 1171 and encodes 247 amino acids. NCBI's taxonomy places the organism in Eukaryota, Metazoa, Chordata, Mammalia, Monotremata, Ornithorhynchidae. The record is from RefSeq and is a predicted model, not a curated record. The transcript has 10 exons. Gene Ontology annotation, cellular component: membrane.
GGGCCGGCGGCUGAGGCUAAGCGGGGCUGCGGUUGCUGCUGCCGUCUCCGCUUCUUGCAGGCUGCCGGGCACAAGCACCAGAGCCCCGCAAACGCUCCCGCAACUUGCAAGUUGCACACGUGCCUCCCGCCCCGGAAAGUUGCCCCGCAGCCGGCGGGGCAAACCGGCGUUGGGCCGCUGCUGCUCCGCCCGCCGUCACUGCCAGGAGCAGGAGGAGGAGAAGGAGGAGAGCCACCGACGAGGACCAGAUCUGUAGGAAGGAGUUCGGCAUCCUCUGAGCCAAGGAAAAGAGGAGCUACAUACUCAAGCCUACGACUGCCAGCUCCAGGAGGACAAGCUUGACCAAGAAAAUCUGGGCCCUCCAGAUCCUAAGGACCCAGGAACCAGCCUUCUUGUAAAACCCUAAACACUGCCCAGGCUGACCACCAUGGAGGGGGAUUGUCUGAGCUGCAUGAAGUAUCUGAUGUUUGUUUUCAAUUUCUUCAUAUUUCUUGGUGGCGCCUGCCUGCUGGGAGUCGGGAUUUGGGUCAUCGUCGACCCGACGGGAUUUCGAGAGAUCGUGGCCGUCAACCCCCUCCUCUUCACGGGUGCCUACAUCCUGCUGGCCAUGGGGGUCGUGCUCUUCUUGCUGGGCUUCCUGGGCUGCUGUGGAGCCAUUCGGGAGAACAAGUGUCUGCUUCUCUUCUUCUUCAUGUUUAUUUUGUUGAUCUUCCUGGCGGAACUCUCAGCAGCAAUCCUGGCUUUCCUCUUCAGAGAAAACCUAACCAGAGAAUUCUUCACCAAGGAACUCACAAAGCACUACAAGGGGAACAAUGACAGUGACAUCUUCUCCUCCACCUGGAAUUCCGUCAUGAUCACAUUUGGCUGUUGUGGGGUCAAUGGGCCUGAAGACUUUAAAGCAGCUCCAGUUUUCCGGUUCCUGAACUUCAACGAAGAGGUCCCGGAAGCCUGCUGCCGAAGAGAACCCCAGACGAGGGAGGGGGAUUUUGUCAGCAAGGAGGAGUGUCUCCUGGGAAGAGACCCAUUCCUGAACAAACAGGGCUGUUACACUGUGAUCCUUAACUCCUUCGAGACCUACGUGUACCUGGCAGGAGCCCUUGCUAUCGGGGUGCUGACCAUUGAGCUGUUCGCCAUGAUCUUCGCCAUGUGCCUGUUCCGGGGAAUCCAGUAGUGACACUCACCCAGCCCCCUAACCCUGCCUGGCCCAGAAGAAAGAAGUAGGUGAGGGAGCAGAACCAGGGGGAAAGAACUAUUUUUUUAACAAAAUGAAAUGAAAAAAAAAGUAAGGUUGUAUUAUAUGACUGGCCUGGAGGAUCGUGCUGCAGGGGCUGGAACUCUGACAUGCUGAACACCAGAGACUGUAUUCUUUCCACGGGCGUCUCCCUGCAGGGACCGGGGGCAAGAGGAAAGCUCCGAUUGCACUAGAGACCAAAGGGGCUGGGGUGGGGAGGGGGCCGGAGAAGCAAGCCCCUCCAGUUUGAUCACAAUCGGGGCUGCCCAACUCCAGGACCAGCAUCCUUUGGGGACCUUCUCCCCAUCUGACCGGGACCUUCCAGAGGAGGCAGGAAUGUGGAUCAAGGACACAGAGACAGGAAGCGAUGGACCCAGCUGUGAGCAAGCAACAUGGAGGCCUGCUGCUGAGUAGAGAGGAAAACGAGAGCUGGUGGGGAGGUGAGUGGAAGAUGUGGAAGCAUCUGGUCCUGGGAAUCUCUCAGCCACUUCCUCCCAAUUGCUCUCCCUGCAGAGGGCUGGAACCUCCAGGAGCUGUGGGCAGUGGGAGGGACCUCAAGAGAACAAGAGGAGCUACGUCUGGAAAGAGGAGAGGAGACGAGCCCACUCACUGCCAUAAUGCUUUCCCUUGAGAAAGGGGCCUGCCUGCCUGCUUGCCCUGGGUUAGUAGUGAUUGCCUUUCUGCCUGAAACCCUGUGGUUCCUACAAUGCCUCAUUUCUCAUUUGGAUUUUGCCCAGAGCAAACGGAGACCCUGAUUAGAGUGGGAGUAGAAGUCUGUUUGCCUAGCUUUCCCAAGGGGCCCCGCUCACUCCCCAGUGAGGAUGGGAGGAAGAGUGUGGAAGAACUAUCUCUGUUGGGACCCUGAAAUGUGCCCUACUACUCCCCAGACACACACACAUGCACACACACACAAAUCCACCCACACACACCCAACUACACUCUCCCAAGACCUUGGGAGGACUCUGUUUUCUGUAAAAUCCCAAUGGCUUAAUUCCAUGCGUCAGGUUCCAAUGUUCCCUUGUGCCUUCCAGCCAUCUGGACGAGUCAGAUGCAUGGCACCAGUAACAGAGGGACCCAUCUGCCUUUGACAAAGACAAGCAGGGUGGGUGGCAUUCCGCCUGAAGAGCUCGGUUCCUGUUGGGGGCAGGGCCCUGCCCACCUUCUCGCUGUCCCCUGUCCAGAAUGAUCAGAAGGGCCAGGGAGGAGGAGGGAGCCCAAAAGAGUGAGUUUGUUUGGUGUUAGAUGUGAAAACGUGUGUACAGCCAAGCCAAUUGAGGCCGUUCUGGAGGGUGCUGGGAGUGAAGUUCUGAACAGCCCAGGGACAGGACAUUUAACAGGGCCCUGGGAUGGGACUCAGGUUGCAGCAGCAGCACUUCCUUCCCAGGAAAGAUGUCCAGGCAAGCUGUGAAAUGGUGACAACCGGCCGGUGGGGCCAUUCUGGAGCAUUUGCACAUGAAUGGUCCAGUCUAUGAUCUGCACAAACAGUUUAUGCCCCCGGCCUGCUGCCAUGAGCUCAGAAACCCUGUUGGUUGAAGGGGUAGUGGUAGGAAGGAGGGAGGUGGGAAAGCGGCAGAGAAGCUGGGUCCUAGGCAUGGGGAGAUUCAAUCCUGAUCCUCCCUUUGCUGACCAUCACUUGCUUCAGCAGAACUCCUCUGCUUCAACAUCAGUGCCCAUACUCUCCUGCUCUCUGCUCCUUCCUCUCCCCAGGACAGAACUAGUCCCGUCCUGUAAACUCUAGUCCCAUCCUGUAAGCUCCCUUUUGAGCCCUGAGUUUUGCCCGAUGGACAAGAGAGGCAUCUCAGGUGGGGAGAAGGGAGCUGUUAGCCUUAGAACUCCCCAUCCCAUUGCCAGGGUGCCUGCUUGGGAGUAUCCCUGAAAAUGUCCACUUGGUUCAGAGCUGCUAUUGAGGAACUGGCAAGAAGCACCCAGGGCUAUCCUGGUCAACAAGUCAAACUCAUUUCUUCCUCCAAUCCCCCCUUCCCCUCAGGGCCACAGGGAGAGAAUAAAUAAAAUGUACAUUCUGUGGUGGACAGUGGGUGAAGAGUUAUUUGCAGAGUUUCUCUGGCUCCCACCAGAGAAAAGAAACUAGUUUACACCUUGAUUUCUACAUCUCUGGGCACCCCCAAAUCAAUGCUUAUCUGAAUGACUUGGAAAGGGGGUAAUCUUUUUGCCUUUUAGGUUCCCUUUUUCAAAAAAUCUUGGAAUUGGGUCAGACUGGUCUCUCCCCCCUCCCCCUGUGUUUUCUCCCCUGUAACAAACUCUCCAUCCCAUUAUACUCUGUCUCCAGGAUCGGUUGGCCCAAAGAAAUCUGGUUUCUGGGUUAUGCCCCGUUUCGGCAGCUACUGACUCUCAGGAGAGAGGUGGCUGGUACUUCCCACCCUUUGGUGUUUGGUGCUGGUGUUCUUGGAAGUGGGGGCUCCCCACCAUGUUCAGGGCAGUGCCCUGAGGCAAAUGACUUCUCUGGAUGGGAAGCCGGCCACCCACCCUAGCUUGGAUCUUGGGCCAAGGGCUGAUGGAGGGGGUGACGAGUGCACCUUUCUUGGGAUGGUGGAGCAGCUGUUGGGUUGAGGAUGGGUAUUCAAUCCUGGAGCAGAGGGUGACCGUGAGAACCUGGGAAUGGGCUCCCCCGGCUUCCGCCCCCCCAACCCCCUCUCCCCCGGCUGUGAAAUCUGUCUAAAGUUUAUUUUGAAAACUGUAAAUAUUCCUGGGAGUAGAUAGCAGAGCUAAUUUAUCAUGUAGUCCCUCUCAUAAUGCUUUUUUAUAUUAAGAGGAUUUUCGUAAUAUAAAACAGAACACACAUGCUGAUUGUUCUGCACUGGGUUUUGUGUCCAUUUCUUAAAUAAAAAAAGAAUAAAUGGUGAACGUGCA